UUCAGAUAGGAAACUCCUCCCUCGCCUCUCACCACAUGGGUCAUACUCCAGGUAAUUGUUGAGACGUUUUUUUUAAGACGGCACAGAAAAUGUCCAAAUCUGCUAUAGUUAUUAUUGCACUGUUUAUAUGUUUGAUAAAAACGAAAAUUUGACUGCAUUUGUGUUGAACUCGUAUAUUUUAAUAAAAAAAAUCCACUUGCCCCGUCUUUUCACAGAUUGCAGCCUUUUUUUCCAAGAGGAGGACCCAGGAUGUCAUCUGUUCAUGACAUGAAGUAGAGGAAAAGCACGUUUAUGGCUUAUGUAGCAUCACAGAAAAUCAGGUUAAGAUUAGAUUGAUAAGAAAGAAGAGUAUGUAUAUAAUUUAGUUCCUAAUUUUUUAGAUGUGUGUAUAUAUAUAUAUAUAUUUUUUUAAUUUUGGCAAAAGAUCAGCUUGGACUGGAAAUUCCAGCGUCAUACAGCUGUGGGACAGGGGAGAUGCUUCAAGACAGUAAAGACACAAAUGAAUUUUCUGAAAAUGAGCUCCUUGACAUCAUGUAUAACAAAUGUGAUAAAAGCAACACAGCCUCAGGAGAUGUGUUGGCCUCCAGCAUCAUGCAGUACCUGCAAACCCUCACAGUUCAGAGCGGAGAAGAGGACAAACUGGCUUCCCUGCGACAGCUCCUGGACCCUGACCUCCAGGACCCUCACGUGAGCAGGGAGACUUUCCAAUCCGCGAUGAGAAUGUGGAUUGCUCAGUGCAGGGAAGACAGCUCAGACGUAAUUUCUUUGUCUCGGUCAGACUGCUCUGAAGUGUCUGUAAAUGCCAGUGCAACUCCCACAGAGGGCCAUUAUUGUUUCUGUGAAAACAAGGACCUUUCUGAUGUAGUGGCUGAUCUGAAGCAAGCUCGUCACCAUCUGAGCGAGCAGAACAGCAGCCUGCUGAGGAUGCUGGCUCAGUGUGAGGACGAAAACCUGCAGCUCAGUCUGGAGAUCACAGAGCUGCAGACCAAGCUGCUCAGAUCAGCCAUCAAAGCCCAGUCUGUGACAGAAAAGCUGGAAGAGACUCGUCAGAUGCUGAAGGAGGUUCAGGAAACAGCCAGUCAUACCCAAACAAGCUUCACCCAACUGACCAAUGAGACUGACCGUUUGAGGUUUCACAUUAGAGUGCUUGAAGACAAGAAUGAAAGACUAUCUUCUGAAUGGGCAUACGCUGAAGAGCAUGUCAACAAAUUGAAGAGGGCUAACACCGAGUUAAGUGCUGAACAUGUGGACACUCUGGCUUUGGUGAUGCUGAAACACAAAGAAAUAACAAGGAAAAACGUCCUACUGGACAAGAUGAAGAACUUUCAUGCGGAAAAUCACAAAAUGACUGAGGAUCUGCUGUCAGAGCUGCGGAGGUUACAGGAACAUUCACAUCAGCAACUUCUGAGGUUUGACCGACACUGUGUCACUCCUCUGAGCUCCCACGGUUUAAAUCCUCCAAACCAGCGCUCUUUGCAGGACAUGCAGCAGCUUCACAGAGUUCAAGGUAGCAACAGUGUUCCAGUUGCCAAUUCACACAAAGAUAUUCAGGAUGUCCUUCACAAGACCAAAAGUGAUGAAAUAGUUCAUCAUCUGCACAGGAAGGACAGGCCUUUUCCCUUCCGGCAGCAGCAACAGGCAGCUCUGAGACAGAAGCUGUGUAAAGUGCACCCAGAUCCUAAUCUGCACAGGUCUGUGUGGGAGGAGAAAGGGGAGAAACAGAAGAAGAAGCAGAAAGCCUGGGAGAAGGAACAGAAGCACAGCCAGACUGGGAAUCAGAGUCAGGAGGCCAAGAAGGUAGUUGAGGUGAAAUUGGAAGAAGAGGUUGCAACUUGCAGAGAGCAAGCUACGGUGUUACUGGAGCACCCUGAGACACAUGCUAAGCUCCUGCUAACGGAGGAUGACAUUAGUGACAUGAAAAAGCAGGUCUGUCACCUGCACACCUCUCUGAAAUCUGGACAGGGCUGUGCUGAACUCACAAGUCAAGUUCCCCACAUUCAUAAAGGAGAUGACACAGAAGGUCAAGAAGAAGGCACAACUGUGGAAAAGGUGCUGAGGGACCAGGGGGAUUCAGCCGUGGUCCUCAAGCCUGAGGAGAUCUCAGCCUCAGAGUCAAAGCAACCUGAGCCACAGGUGGACAGAAGUGGUCUCCUGCUGACCCUCGGGAGGAUCGAAGCGAUGGUCAGCAGCGCCCUCGGAACGGCCGAGCUGGUGAGGCAGAGCGAGCGGAGGGUGAGCCAGGUGAGAGAAAAGAUGGAGAGUAUCACUCAGAAGAUGGAACAGGCUUUAGACCGAGCAGCGGACACUGAAGAGCCGAUCGAGGUCAGGGAGAAACAUCCAUCACAGUCCCCAGGUCUCACGCUGCCAGCGAAUUGUGAAACAGGCACAAUAAACUUCAUAGAUGAUGUUGGACCUGAACAGAAAGACAUUACACAGAUUCUUUCUUCAUCUCCUGUUUUCCCAGAAGUCUCAGAGCCUCCACAGCUGCCCAUGAAUGGUGCUGCAGGACGAGGCAGCUGCUGGGAGCUCCAGCAAGCGAAGAAACUCUUCCUGCCUGAGUUUUCUUCAAAAAAAGGCGACGGUAACUUGAGGGCGUCCUCCAGUCCUUUGACCUUCCCGUUCACCCGCUCUCGCCCCUCUCUGCCCCCCAUCAUGCCCACCCUGCCUGAAGAAGAAGAGGACUCUCCUGAAGAACUGGACAGUUCAUCCAGCUCUCCUAGAACAUCUACAGUAGGUGAAAGUCAAGCCGUUAUUUUGACUGCCCCCACCAUCGUCUACCCACAGAAGGCCGUCAUUGUCCAACAAGAGGGACGAUACCUCGAAUAUGCCAGGCCGCACAGUCCCAGAGCUCACCAGACCAGAAACUCCUCUGGAAGACCCAUCACCACAGUUGACAGCACCGGUAAUGUGAUUGACCUGGUAAAAGACCAACUUCCAGAGCUUCAACUCUCUGAAGAGGAUCGGCAGAAAAACCUGGAGCUUCUCGAACAGGCCAAGAUGGUCAGUGACCGCUUCCUGACCCGCCGGGGACGCCGAUCCAUCAGCAGCCUCACAGACUCACCCACAGCUCUCUCUCUGUCUCCAACGCCGUCUUCCUCCCCACGUUCAUCAAGAAGCAGCUCUUUCAUUGGUCCACCUCAGACUGCUGCGGGUACCACAGAGGCCACACAUGGCUGUCCACAGUCAGUGAGUCAGCAUUUAGAGGUGCCAACAGGGAGAGAGCAGCUGGAUUUAAAGAACAAGGAUCAAGAGGAUGAGCCUUCGGUGGAUUAUAAGCCGGUUGAGAAAAGAAAAGUGUCGUCCGGGACGCUAACACCUCGCUUUGCCGUUCAGAAGGAAAACCGUGACCUCACCAGGCCUCAGAGUCCGCAGGCCGUCAGUAAAGCAGAUGAAAUUUCAGGUCGAAACCCAAACCUGACCCCAGCUACGGGGGUGGCCAAGCCCGUACCCAGACCCCCUACUCAGCAGGCCCCCUGCACAGCGGAGAUCAAAACAAUCGGUGCCUUCCCUCCGCUGAUGAGGGCGGUCUCCUGGGAUUCCGUCGGCAGCAUUAACUCAAGAACUGGAGCCUCCGGUUUCCCACCAACAGUUGACGAGGUUUUCUCAGAUAAACCCAGAGAUGGUGUGUUCAAGUCCUCAUUGUACAAGGACCUGCAAGCCCAACCAGGCAGCAUACAGAAAUUGUCCAAACUUAGAGAGGAGCACAAGCUGAUGCGUAACCAGAGUAUAGGUAGCUCCAAGUUACCGGAGCUGAGUGAAGCAGCUGAGCAGGAAAAAGGACCUCCAUCUUCUGCAAAGACCACAAGCAGCGAGGAGAUGAAGGAGAAAUCUGAUGCCAUGCCAAACAUUUCAGAUGUAAUGCUGAGAAAACUAAAACUUCACCGAGGUCUGCCAGGCUGUGCCCCUCCGCUCUCCGAGAAAGAAGUUGAGAACGCCUUCGUCCAGCUGUCGCUUGCUUUUCGUAAUGACAACUAUACUCUGGAGACUCGACUGAAACAAGCAGAGAGGGAGAGGAACCUGACAGAGGAAGACACUGAGAAAGAGCUAGAGGAGUUCAAAGGAGCGCUGAAGAUGACUGCACCACAGUGGCAGAACAUGGAGCAACGAGAAGCUUACCAACGCCUUAUAGAGACACUGGCAGUGCUGUACCGACUGACCACACGACUCUCCAGCAGAGCAGAAAUAGUUGGAGCAGUUCGGCAGGAGAAACGUAUGAACAAAGCCACUGAGGUUAUGAUGCAAUAUGUGGAAAAUCUGAAGAGGACAUAUGAGAAGGACCAUGCAGAGCUGAUGGAGUUUAAGAAGCUGGCCAACCAAAACUCAAACCGCUGUUAUGGAGCAGCUGUAGACACUGGAGAUGAUGGGGUUGCACGGCCAUCAAGAUCAAUGUCCCUCACCCUUGGAAAGGCUUUACCCAGGCGGAGGGUGAGCGUGGCAGUGGUGCCUAAGUUUAACCUCCUCAACAUCCCGGGUCAGAGUCCAGGCGUGUUGGGUCCUGGCCCAAACGUGGGACUCACAGCGGGUGCUGCUCUUCCUGUCCUGUGUGAAGCAAAUGAUGUGAAAAGCAGCUCUUCCACUGAAGCAGUUCAACCAACACCAGAGUGUGGAAAGAGUGGGAUGGAGCCGGAAAGCGAGCCAGCCAAACCUCCAGUAAACUUGGAGGAACUCAGAGCCGAGAUCAGAGCCGAGAUCAAGGCAAAGAUCGAGGAGGAAGCGUACAAUAAAGGCUACCAAGAGGGACUGAAACACACCAAAGCUCUCCUGGAAGAGAAACAUGCAGAGGAAAUGGAAGCAGAGAAACUGCUGGAGCUAAAACACAAGGAUGAAGAAAGCGGAAAGAGGUAUAAGAGCAGCAGGAGGAUGGAGGAGAUCCUGGUUCUCCUCAGUCGGUUUUGUCCCUCGAUUUCUGUCAGCCGGCGCCUUCUUUGGGUCGUCCUUGUGCUGUUUGUGGUGAUGUGCGUGCUCAUCAGUAUUUUCACUUUCUUCAGUGACUACUACAACCGCCGUGAGGACACAUAAGAUACGUUUUUUGAGACACAACAGAGAUGGCUAGACUGAGCAGAACCAAAAAGUCUGUAGCAGAGGAGUUGGAAGACAUGUUUUCACGUUACUAGCAGAUCAUUACUGACGGACACACUUGAAUAGAAGGAUCGAAGGAACUGGUUCAGGAACUGGUUUGAAGGAUUUAUAGAGGAUGUCUUUUUUUCUACGCUAAUUUGUAGUUUUGUUUAGAAUGGAAAGUUUGCUGUCUGUUUAUUGUUGGUAAGUUUAGGGACCAAAUAUACAGUGUGAUUAAACUUAUUUAAUUCAUAGGUGCAUAUGUAAUAAUACAUUCUAGCUUUGGUACUUUGAAAUAUGACACCUUCCUUAAAAUGCCACAGUAAAGAAAUGUGCAUUUAUCAGAAAUUUCUACAUAACAGAUUUUUUAUUUAUAUUUAAGCAUUUAUUUUUUUUUUUUGCAUUUGUUGGUUAAUUUUGUGAAGGGCAUUUAAGGUUUAGAAAUAAGCACAUAAAAACAAGGCUUUUAGUGCAAUAUUUGGAGACUGUGUGAUUUGGGUCACUGACAGAUUUCCUUUGUUUAUGAGAGCACUUUUUAGAUUACCAUCCUGAGUGCCUGGGUUGAGAACUGCUCUGCUAAUUUACCUUUUAAAUAAAAGGUGUCUAAGAAUGAA
This is a messenger RNA of Xiphophorus couchianus (Monterrey platyfish), 5672 nucleotides long. RefSeq names its product murine retrovirus integration site 1 homolog (gene irag1). NCBI's taxonomy places the organism in Eukaryota, Metazoa, Chordata, Actinopteri, Cyprinodontiformes, Poeciliidae. The transcript has 38 exons. The coding region runs from base 475 to 5019 and encodes 1514 amino acids. The record is from RefSeq and is a predicted model, not a curated record.